This is a messenger RNA of Acipenser ruthenus (sterlet), 3647 nucleotides long. RefSeq names its product transmembrane protein 125-like. The transcript has 3 exons. Bases 1018 to 1683 code for a protein of 221 amino acids. Lineage: Eukaryota; Metazoa; Chordata; Actinopteri; Acipenseriformes; Acipenseridae. The record is from RefSeq and is a predicted model, not a curated record.
UGCAGUUGGAAACCAGCUGUCCUUAAAGGCCAGUUGACUUGUGAACAGAUUCUGCCAUUUGCUUUCAUGCAAACCUGUUGCACCAGACCAGCUGUUUAUAGACGACCGCUUUCAUCCACCAGACUCCAGGGUGGUCCUCGUGACAGGUUUACUCUAUGGGGGGGUGUGAGGGGCUGGUGCACCAGAAACAGACAACUGCACGACCCUGGAACACCUGCAGCACAGUAAAGCAAUGCACCAGAAGCUGUGAAAGCACCUCCUUCCCCAGCUGAAGCAGGAACUGUAUUACAGAGAUAUACAGUCUAUGGAUAUAGAUAAACAUCUCGAAAUGAAACAUUUCCUGCUCUGACUUCACUCACAGCGCACGUGUGAGUCACGGCCACUAGACACAGAUUCAGUGGGAGGUUGUUUGGUCUGCCGGUGAGAGCUGAGCUGAGGGGAUUGAAUCUGUGUGAAGCAGGAAAGGGAUGGGAGUUGCAUAUCAUGUAACCCUGCAGUUUCUCUGUCACAUGUGAAUGUGGAGAACAACGGGGAGCAGCCACGCUGGAAAUGAGAGGACACAUCUCCCCAGGAGACAUGCUGGGAAAGUCGGAUGCCCCAAAGAGAUUCAUGAAGGGUUAAAAUCUGCCAAGGCGAGGCAGAGAUUUCUCCCAUUGUCUCCUUCGAGUGGUGAGGGAGCGGCGAAGAGAGUGAGCAAUCUGUGUCAGGAGCCAGCCCCUUCUGUGCAGGACAUGUGCUGAAUAAACACAUUGAAGUUCACUCGGGACCCCCCUCUCCCCUCCUUCUCCUCUCCUCUCAUUCCACAGCCUCUCCACAGUCUUAUACUACACGGAAUCUCACAGGCAUCUCCCAUGGCAUUUGGCAGAGACAAGCCAAGCAAGGAUGCCUGCCAGGGGAUGCAAGCUUUGCCUGUGUGAAGGAAGAAAAAAAGAAAAACGGAGAGAGAGCUGAAAAGAAGAGGAGGAAGAGAAAACAUAAUCAAUCAAGGAUUCAGAAGGACUGUGUCGUCGUUGUAAGAUGUCUGAACUGGCUGAUCUCUCUCCACCGCGGACCCCGGCGGACCCGCAGCGGAUCCAGAGGAACAUCCUGGAGGAGCAGGUGGAGCUGUGGUGGUUCCAGGACCCCAAGAGGUCCAUCCUGUGCUACUGCGCCUCGGUGCUCCUGAUCUUGGGCUGCGGGCUGGGCGGGGUGGGGCUGCUCUCCACCAGCAGCAGCCUGUCCAGCGAGUGGCGGCUGGGCGUGGGCACGGCGCUGUGCCUCCUGGCCCUGGCUGUGCUCCUCAAGCAGCUGCUGAGCUCUGCCAUCCAGGACAUGAACUGCGUGCGCAGCCGGCAGCGCAUCGAGAUGCUCCGGAGCGGCGGCGUCUCCGACCACCUCGUCAUCCUGUCCACCGGGCUGGUCCUGCUGCUCUGCGGGGCGGUCCUGCUCAUCCUGUCCGACUCUAGCGGGCUGCCCAAGCCAGGCUCUGUCCUCAACGAGAUGUUCAUUUCUGGGGCUGUGCUGGCAGCCGCAGGGACGGUGACCGUGUUCUCUCUGUUUGUCUACGUUGUCGUCACCAGGCUUCGGAACCCCGCGGGCGGAGGGCAGAGAUUCUUGAAUGCCGGCCUCGGCAUCUUCACCGUCUCUGGAAGGAUGGCAGAGAACGCGAGGGAGACCACCUCCAGCAUGGCCAACUUGAUUUAACUCUUCUGAAAGUCUGAUGCAGCAGAGGUCCUAGUAAAAGAUUUGGUGACUCAGUUAUUCCUAGCAGUGAUAUAUGUGGCUUUGACGAUUGCCAUCUUGAGAAGGUUUGGAGUGUGCUGAAGUCGUAACUGCAAAGGGACUUGUGUACUUGAUAUAAACAUCAACUGCGACAGAGGUAUCUACGAAGGGGUCUCUGUUAUCCUGAAGUGUGCAUUAGGACGAAGAUGUAAAAUUAUUUGUUCACUUUACAAUACUAUUUAUGUAUGGUUGAGAUUGAAUCGUAUUAUUAGAUAAACAGUUUUGGAAAUGUACUUGUAAGACAAGAAUACUGUGCAACACACCGUACCUGUGUACAUGUCCGUCUGUCUAUUAAUAACACAGCAAUCUCAAUCUCUCUCUCUCUCUCUCUCUCUCUCUCUCUCUCUCACACACACACACACACACACACACACACACACACACACACACACACACAAAGACACACACUACUAAUGUUUGACAUAGUUCAAAACCAAGCAACAAUCUGCAAUCUGUCCUGAGUCUUGUACGUCCUGUUUUUUGUACUGAUUACAGAGGCAUGAAUUUUGUCGAUGAUUAUGAAAAGUUUAUGAAAAGUGCAAUAAUUAGAAGUAGAGUUUUUGUAAUUUCUUGAGGCACUUUUAAUAAAUAAUAUAUUGGAAUUCGAGUUUGUCAGCCACCGAGGACGCUUCUCUCUUCAAUUCUUAACUGUGAUGCAGAUUUAAUAUGAGAAUGUAUGAACAAGGGGGAUCAAGUCCCUCCCAAAGAGCUUCUCAAACCGGGCGCGACAGUUUCAUUCAUACAGCAGUGUGCAGAUGCAUGAGAACAAACACCCCAUUGCUUCUGUAGUUUGGAUUUGUUGUGCAUGUGAAACCAAACCACUGCAACUGAAAAUUGUGAAAUUAGUGAUUAGUGAAAAUUGUGAAAUUAGUGAUUAGUGAAAAUUGUGAAAUUAGUGAUUAGUGAAAAUUGUGAAAUUAGUGAUUAGUGAAAAUUGUGAAAUUAGUGAUUUGUGAAAAUUGUGAAAUUAGUGAUUAGUGAAAAUUGUGAAAUUAGUGUCUAAUUUAAUUGAUGACUUUAUUAGGCCACACAUGCAAUUAAUUAAUUUUAAAUUGUAAGAGAACAGGAACUCAUAGCCACAAAUUGUAAAAUGCAGCAGACUUUUUAGAAGUUGUUCAAGAUGCCUAAUUAUAGCAUAGAGUGGUUAAACAUUUUCACACACAAGUGGCUAUUGUUUCUAUAUCACUGAUUACUGAGCGGAAAUGUAAAUUCUCACACCCAGAGGUUUUCAUGCAGGUAGCUAUAUAAAGGAUAUCAUUUUGAGUUGUUCUGAUACAUUUGCACACGACUGUUUAAUGUAACACUAGUUAUUUCAUGAAAGCAUGUGAGUCACAGCUUAGUGAAUAUACUGUAGAGUCCAAUGUUACCACAGAACCAGGAAGUAAUGCUGUACGGUUUACAUCCUUGAGGCAGAAAGCCAGAGUUCACGGAUCUUGAUAAAUUGUGUCCUGGUAAAAGAUCCAAGAGUGAAGGCUGUAUGCUUACCACACAGGCCUCCUUCAAAGGGGCUGUAUUUAUAUAGACACAAAUAUAUUAAACCCCAAUUGGUCCUCCCCGGUUUAGUUGAAUUGAUUGCGCUGCUGUUCAGCACUGAUUAAUGAACACAUGGUAAUCGCUAUGUACAUGAGUCUUUCAAAUUAUUAUGGAAAAAAUGGUAAUGUCUAAUGCAGAUUUUGAUACAUGGGAUGGGAUUUGUUUUUGCAUUGUUGCAAUCCUGCUAAUAAAAUGAACAGGGCAUGAUUCAAUUGUAUGUAUUCCUGGCAUUUUAGCAGGUCAGAAUCUCUGUUUUGCAAAGUGGUGAAAAUGUGAUGCCCCCUUGUACAUUACAAAUGUGAUAUCGUGUUCAAGUGUUUUUGAUAUGGUGCAAGUAAAGAUUUGAACUUUGC